GCUGACUGGAAACAGGAUGCUGUCAGGCCGAAGAGACGCUCUGACCUAACGGAGAGAAACCGCAGCAUCAUCCUUUGUUUUCUGGAGCUGGAUAUCCAGAUCGUGUGGUGAACUGAAAAGAACGCUGAAGCAAAGGUGGAGAGCAGCAGGACUUUGGUCUCCUGCUGUCCCGUGUUUUUGCUGGAAACCCCCAUCCAAUUCUCUCACUGCCCAGUACCACACUCCUACUGUUCCUUCUGUUCGUUCACUCUCCUUCUAUCAUCUAUCUGCCCAUCUUGCUCGACAAAUAGUUUAACAGAAUCCAAGCGCCAAAAACUAGGAGACCAUCUCAGCUGUUUCUGUAGAAGCACUGCUAAUAGAAAGAACACAAGUGGAUGUAACUGCCCCCACCCACAGAGUUUGGUUCAGUCCCACGGGCGAUGAGACGAGCCAGGAGCUUCAUCUUUCUCUAGACACUUUCUUCUACACCUUCUGUCUUCAUGCUUUGGGGGUCCUCAGGUGCCCCCACCCCGUGUCGACCCCCCCACACCCGUUGCCACCACGGCAGACCACCCCAAUCGCCUUGUUGCCAUGCCGACAGAGACACUGACUCCAGCCCUGCCAGAUAGCAAGGCUGCUGGCCCUGCAACGCCCUUCAGUUCCACUGUACCCCUCCGCAUCCUCAACAAGGGCCCCGAGUACUUCAGGAGACAGGUGGAACCAAACCCUAAGCGCCUCAGUGCUGUUGAAAGACUAGAAGCUGAUAAGGCCAAGUAUGUCAAGAGCCAGGAAGUCAUCAAUGCCAAGCAGGAGCCAAUCAAACCACCUGUGCUUGUUAAACCACCUGCUGGCCAUCCCCUGCUAUCCAAGAGAGGUUCUGGCAUCGGUGGAGGAGGCAGUGGAGGCGGGUUACCUUUCAAAGCAUCCAAUAACAAUGCCAAGUCAGACACGUGUGCAACAAGCUGUGGCAGCAUCAAACGGGAGAAUUUAAACCUAGAGAUCCUAAAAAAUCUGCUAAACUCAUCGUCUUCUUCAGCAGCAGGAUCUGGAGGUGGAGCUAAGAGUGCUGUGCAUAUGAGGUCAACAGGUGGAAUGCCCAGGAGUUGGACACCAUCGGGUUUCAUUUCCCAGAGAUGCUGGAGAAUCUCAAUUUUGAUGCCGUUAACCUAUCGGUCUACCAUGACUCUUAACGAACAACCGCCCGACUCGACUCCCAGUCCCAGCACCUCACACUCCCUCCGAUCCUUCUCCCAUUCACUGAAGGUUCCCCCGAUCAACAGCGGGGGGCGUCGCAGUCCGCAACAGGGAGGAAACCUGAAUCUCAGCAGACGAGUCCAAGAUGAGAGAAGCGGCGAAGGAGGCUUUAUGGAUCGUUCUCGGUCCCCGCUGCCACCUCUGCUUACUUCCCACUCAUCUUCCGACCUCCUACGGCUGUGCAACGGCAAGCCGCUCCGUACUGCACGAUCCAGUAGCUCCUCAGCUCCGCCCCUCCCUCCAAAACCUAAACCUGCUUCCCUCCCUCCUCCUGCACUUUCUUUGUCACUGCCUCCCCCUCGUCCAGCCCCAUCCCCCUCACCUUGUGACAACACCACCCCUCAGUCGCUACCUUGUGAUCUUGGAGAUCCUUCAAAAAUGUUAGCUGAUCCUAACCUCGAGCUAGAACCUGGUUCGUCAGUGGCACGUCGCGCCUCGCUGCACAGAUCUAAAUCAGACCUGUCAGACCGUUACGCCCGGGCUGGAGCUGACGUGGAACGCUUUUUUAACUACUGCGGACUUGACCCUGAGGAGCUGGAGGCGGUUGGUCCGGAGAACUUUGCACGGGCCAACUCGGAUAUCGUCAGUUUGAAUUUCCGAUCAGCUUCUAUGAUUUCCUCUGACUGCGACCGUUCUCGGCGAUCUUCCAAUGAUGGUCUGUCAGAUGGGGAUGAGGGUGAGGACGAAGAGGAGGAGGCUGGGGAGCGUGUGCCAUAUGGCAUUUCGGCUGUGGAGCGAAAUGCAAGGGUCAUUAAAUGGCUAUAUAGCAUUAAGCAGGCGAGAGAGUCACAGAAAGUGUCCCAUGUUUAGAAGUGGAGGUUCUUUAGGCUAAUGACAAACUGUCCUAAUCUCUGAAGGAAUCACUGGAGCGGCAUUUCUCACAGAUAAAGAGGCUGUUGUCUUAUUGCUGAAUGAAAACGUUUUCAACUGUGUGUAGCUGAAUGAAAGAGGGAGGACUGCACAGGUGUAACCCAAGCAAGGUAAGGAAAGAGACAAAAUAGUGUCUGAAGAUUAUAGAAAAGACAAAGACUGCAGUCCUCCAAAGUUUAGAACAAGAAAAACACCAAGAACAGAAAGAGGAAAAGCUAAUUCAGUGCUUACUCUAGAGUGGCAGUUAACUGCUUCUCUGUGGACACUGUAUGAACUGUUGUGUAAGCAACAGGAACAAAAGUGAAAUGCACUACAUUUGUCCAAGGAUCCAUAAUGAGGAUUCAAGAGGUUUCUCACAGAGGACAUUUGGACUUGGCAGACAUCAGUAUGACUGACACUCUGUUAAAUGUAGCCUUUGACACCUGCACUCAUCGUCUUUGAAAUGUUCCUCAGUCCACUUUUGUGCUCUUUCAUGGUCACUUCCUCAGUAGGAAAUAGUCGGCCAGUUGUAAGUGGUUGAACAUCAUCUUACCUCACAAAUGCUGUCUGUUAGAAAAAUAAAACUACAGGUUAACUGUCUUUAGCUAGCACAGAAAUAUUUUAUACAGGCCUCAGUCUUGCUUACAUUUAUCGCUCAUUACAGAUACUUUAGAUAUGUUCUCCCUUUGGGACACUAAGAAACAAAAAAAACAAAAACCUAACCUCUGACCCUGUGACUAAGUUUGCAUAGUAAAUGUAUACAUGUGAUAAACUGAAAGCUUAAACAACAAAGACCCUGCUAAGUGGGUUUGUGGAUUUAGCAUUAAAUCAGCACUUUUCUUGGACGGAGGCAGCUGUCUUUCACACAAUCUGCCUAAAUUUGCACUCAAUGCAGCGCAUGUAGCUUAUUGCUAAACCAUUGGUGAAUGACGUCACACUCGUUGUGGUUUGUCUAGCACCUCACAGAAGUUCUUCCUCACAGUACUUUUCUGAUUGUUUGAGGUGAUCAGCUCCCCAGUUUCCUGCUUUUUGCCUUAUCAGAAACAUCAGUAGCAUCAUUCACUUACAGUAAUAGGGUUGCCAACUUUUUAGUUAACAAAUACGGGACACUCUGGCAUGCCAGAAGCACAAUACACAACCAGCUGGGUGUAGUGCACAUAUGCACUGUAUGUGACAUUGCAGGUAAUGGUCAAUAAAUGGGACAUUUAAGGUGGACUAAGGGACAAACCAGUGUUUGCUCAUUAUACAGCUAAAACGGGGCAGUUGGCAACCCUAGACAGCAACACUGUGAGGUUUGGGUAACAGUGCAGUUAACAAAUGGCCCCAAUAUUGUAAAAUGCCUGUUGCUAUUACCCACGGUUAAACAGCACAUGAAUUUUAAAUAAAAAGUGAAAAUCCUUAUCAAGUAGCACUUGUUGCCAUAACUUGAGUUGUCAUUGUUCAUAAGUUGGUGGAACGGAGUCAUCGUCUGUGCUUUCCUACAGUAACAAGUCCAAAUGUCCACUGUGAGAACAGCCUGCACGCGGUGCUGAUGAGGCUGUUAAACACACCUUGUGAAAGGCGCCGCUGCAAACACGACUGAACUGUCAGAGCAAACUCGGUAAAAUCACUUGAUAUUUGCGUAAAGUGACUGUUAAAGGAUGGAUUGAUGACUUCGUCACUUGCCUCAGUGAAGUUGCUGCAAAUUGUUGAAAAACUCUGAAAUACAGACGGUGUUAGAGUUGCGAAAUAAAGACAUCGGAGCGGGUGGUGAGUGAGACAUGAAGGAAAGCAAGGAACAUGAAACAAAAACUAAUGUCACAAACUCUAAGCAUAUUUAUGUGGUUACACCAUCAAAUCUUUGGCCUUUAUCACGAAAUGUAUCAUUACGCUGCCAUGUCAGCCAACAGGACAUUUCAGCGGAGAGUUUAGGUGUCCUGUGGUGGGAUAUCUGUAGACGACAUAUUCAAUUCAGGUGUAUUUAUUUAGCACCAGAUCACAACAGCAGUCACCUCAAAGCACUUUACACUGUAAAGUGAAGAGCCUACAGUAUUCUAGAGAAAACCAUGACCUCUAGUUUCAAUUUGAAAGCUUUUGAUAUAAGAGCCGUGGUUUUAAUGGGAAUUUCCCAACUACUUCUCCAUCUUAAGGUCACAGAGGGUUGGAGCCUUUCCCCAUUCAGACAGCCAUUGUACCACUCAAGUCAAAAUUAACUGUGGUAAUGAACAGAUUUCUUCAGUGAGGCUGCUUUCAUGACGUAGGGUGACAUCAACAGAAGUGUUAAAGUACCACACCUUGACUUCAUGCUGCCAAUGUCAGUGGGACUAUUAAACAGACCACAACUACUGACUUUUCUUUGGUGGCACCCAAAUAAACCAAACGUCCGGUGUUGAAGAAGCUGGAACAAUCAGACCUGUAGAUGUAUCCACAGACGGUUCAAACGUUUAUUGCAGUGGAAACCUAAUGAGAAUGUGAGUGAAGCUGUAGGACACCAAGACUCUCCUGUCGAAACAAUGUUGGUACAAAUAAUCAUGUGUCACCACGUGCAAAAACCUACACUGAAAGCAAUAUUAUGCAUACCGUAUUGCAGUGCAGAACAGUGUAUGAAGGUGUCAGACUGAAGUGUUGCUCACAAUGAUUGCACCCUGCAGCCACACACAGCUCCAGCAGUGCGUCUGCCACCCUGCGCUGACUCUCCAUCUCUCUACUGUAUCCAAACCCUCAGUCAGUCCAUCACAGGAGGAAAGUCUUUCACUCUGCCUUUGUUUGCUCCUAAUAAUGACGGUGGCCGGAUUACUGAGUUCCACACCACCCUUCACAUCUGUCUGCAAGCCGCUGACAUGUCUGAAGGCCUGAAGCCAUAUGGGUGUGAAUGCAGUGCCUCAGCCAGCAGUUCCAUCUACCCCACCGCCACCUCCUUUUAGCUCACUUACAGGUCUGCAAAGGUCCAAGCACCCUGCUGGCUUCACUUCACUGCCCCUCAUACUGCACUGCAGAUAGUGUUGGUGCUGUGGAAGCAUAAACGUCUGAAACAGCUGGAGUCGGCUCUGCAACGUUAAAUUGAAUUUGGGUUGGGGGUGGGGGUAAGAUGACUCACAUGUUAGUUAAGCUCCCUAUAAAGCCAUCCACUUUCAAAUGCAACCAAAAACAAGGUGCUUGCUCAAAGCACCUUCGUGCUUACUAUCAGUGUCAGAAAAGAAAUGCUUCACCUAAUGGACACACAGCUGCUGCCAGGUGUUUUACAGCUUUGAAUGUUUCAUACUUACAGAACUCCAGGUGCAGCGUAGAUGCAGUCAUAAGUGAAUGUAACUGAUUUUCUUCGCAUAUGAAACAUUUCUAAAUGCACCUGUACAUCACUGGUUAGCUGUUCACAUAGUGCUCUCAGGUACAAGAACAAGUUCUUGUUUCCUGAAAUGAUGCACAGGGACGUGUCUUUGCUGAGCUGGAGCAGUUAGGGUCACAGUAUAAUGCUUGUUCUUCUGAGUAAUUAUGAACAAAGUGUAUAGCUGUAAUAAUCUCAAAAACCCUCCAAACAUCAAAUUCUUGAAAAUAGCACGUGCCUCGUGAAACACAAAAACUCAGUUCAGCUGCUAGGAAACAAGGAAACAAGUACCAGGAAAGCAGUGGUUUUCUCUGAGGACUGAGCAUCAUUCUCCCAGCAGCCUCUGCACCUUAUAGGAGACGCAAUGAGUUGUGUCAUGAGUCCAAGUGUCAGUAUGCCUUAAAAGGUUCUCGUCAGAUCCCGAACCAGCGAUUGGUUAGAUGCUUGAUUCUUCAGUCAAUGAGCACACACUGCCAGCACAAGUGAAAAUGGUAGUAAACAUGAAAGCAACUGAAGAUACCCACUUAACAUUAGAAAGGAUAUAGGGAAUAAUUAGAUGAUGCUGAACAGUGAUGUUGUCAGCAUACUGAACAUAAAUAUUACCUCUAAAAAUGUCAAACUAGUGCUCUGAAAACAUUUAAAAAAAGUCAUGAAAUUCAUUGUUAAACUCUGAAACAUACAAAUGGACUGAUUCUUAUAUAGCGCUUUUCUCUCAGUUUGGUUAGGAACAUGCAGCGACAACACCCGAUUAUCAGCAGCAGGUUAUAUGGUUUGGAUUAAAAGAAAUGUUUAAUAAGUCAAGGCAUUGUUUUUAAUGGCAAGCAGGGGAAACCCUCCAACUGCAUGUAUGCAAAUGUGUGACACAAUUAGCCCACUUCUCCUAAACCCGUUUUUACUAAGUUUUUGGUCUCAGUCACUAGUUUGAUGUUUUAGUGAACACAAUGUGAUGCUUCCUGUGUAAAGGAUAAUUAACAGUGAAACAGGACACUCGUUACCAUAGUCGUGCAGUGUCCGAGGGGCCAGGCUUCUGAUGAUUUAGGUUAACAUAGACCCAUUCACAAUAGCAACAACCCCACCCCUAGCUCAGAGUUAUUAGACAAAAUACCAACCAAGUGAUCCUAAAGUGUGUGGACACAGUUGUCAUGAGUUGCAGGAUGUUUAAUGUUCCUAAGACAGUGGGUGUGAAGUGAAGCCAGCUGGAGGACUGGCCCUGUCCUGAGUCUGAGCAUGUUCCUGACCCUUCAUUUGCCUCACGUCUUCCCAGCAUCCUUUGUGGAAUCAAGCAAACCCUGCUGCUUCUCCCUGACAGCAUGGUAUGACAGCAGCGACAUUGUGUGCCAUUUUCACUUUUGUCGACAUGAUGUGCUUUUCCUUUGACUCCUAGACAGAAGGCUCUAGAGUGGUAAUUGUUUUACUUUUCAUUCAAAGUGUAAAUAUUGUAAGAAAAUGUAUAUAUUUGAUUUUCAGAGGACAGUGUGUUGUGUUUCAGUUUUUUCUGUGUUAUAAAAGACUGGGAACAAAGCUCUGCUGUUUUGCUGUUGCCCUCAAACAGAACUGUCUGAUUGAGCUGGGCAUGACUGUUUCAGUGUUGAUCAUGUUUUUUGAUGUGGAAACUGUUACAUUUUGCUUGAUUGGGAGAAAAAAAUUACAAAAAUGUCUUCGUGUUUAGUUUCUUUUGCAUUAUUUCAAUAAAUGUCUUCUUUUCCCAUGUCUUGCCGCUCAUGUUUGUAAGUGUUGACCUGUUAAACUAAGAUGGUGGAACCUGAACAGCGGCUGCUCUCUUCAGUCCAAACAUGAACCUGGGCUGGCACAGACGACUGCUGUGAUCUGGUGCUACAGAUAUGAACUGAACUUGUUCAAGGAACAUCGCAGGCCAGUGGAGAGACAAAGAGAGGCCACAGUUUAGGAAAGCAGAAUAUCAUCCAGUCUUUGCUGCAGUUCUUCUGAGAGCAUGUGUUUGUGUUUCAA
This is a messenger RNA of Pelmatolapia mariae (spotted tilapia), 7351 nucleotides long. It is a transcript of the gene fam110b, whose product is annotated as family with sequence similarity 110 member B. The transcript has 6 exons. Lineage: Eukaryota; Metazoa; Chordata; Actinopteri; Cichliformes; Cichlidae. The record is from RefSeq and is a predicted model, not a curated record. Bases 571 to 2043 code for a protein of 490 amino acids.